Molecule: messenger RNA, 7688 nt
Organism: Polistes canadensis
Lineage: Eukaryota; Metazoa; Arthropoda; Insecta; Hymenoptera; Vespidae
Product: serine/threonine-protein kinase ATR-like
Exons: 40
Coding region: 276-7688 (2470 amino acids)
Biological process (GO): protein phosphorylation; DNA damage checkpoint signaling; telomere maintenance
Cellular component (GO): nucleus
Molecular function (GO): protein serine/threonine kinase activity; protein binding
Source: RefSeq, a predicted model, not a curated record
UUUAUACAGGAUGUCGCUACUAUAAAGCCGGAUUCAAAUAACCGGGAAAACAUGAUCAACGAACUAAACUGUUCGAUUAUAUUCUUCCAUGAUAAAAGUGAACGAAUUUAACGUGAUUAAAAGUUAUUAUUUAUAUAUUUUUAUAUUGUAUUAUAAUGGAGUUUUUAACACAUAAUUCAGUACCUUCAAAUUACGUGUAAUCAUCAAUCGUAAUUGUACACAAAUUGCGAUCCAAUUUUAUUGUUAUUGUGUAUAAAAAUGAGAUAUAACCUACGAUGGAUGAAGAUAACAGUCAAACGGUGAUUUUAGAAGAUAAUGAUGGUUCUGGCAUUGCAGAACCAUUAUGGUCAUUUAUUCAUUCUCCAGUGGUUACGGUGUUCGCAGAUUAUAAAAAUGAAAUGGCAGAGCCAAUGUUACAUUCUCUGUUAGAAUCUCUUAUAAAAAGAUCAUCGAAUUUAAAAAUGGUUUUACUUCCAUCCAAUCCUGAUCUUGUUGAUACAAGCUUAUUGCAACAGUAUGACGCAUUUGCAGUUUGGCUUUUUGGAGCAAUGUUUUAUAUAGUAGGACAUCCAUUAAGCGACAGAACUCUUACUUAUAGCAUAAAUAUACAAGCAUCUAUGCUUACAACAUUAUCCAUACAUAAUAUAAUAACAUUUCACAGGAUAUGUCCAUUUUACGUAUCUAUGCUUAAAGAUAUACAAAAUUUUAUUUCAUCUGCUGAGCUCUGUGAUUCACUAAUACUCAAUAAAUUUAUUGUAAUUGAAGACAUUAUACCGAGCUUAAAACUUACACAAUUUCCAGUAACUGUUAAUUUCAAUUCUGUUGGACUAGUACUGAAUUCUAUAUUACAGAUUAUUAUACAAUCAGGAACAUCUAAUUGGAAUAAUGACGAACUUUGGAAUAUUCUUUUAAAAAUAAUAGAAACAGCUAAUGCAGACGUGAAAUUAAAGGUCAUGAAACUUUGCGUAAAUCUGCUCAUUUAUGUUGAUGAACAAAAUCCCCAUAUCUCAUUACUUAUAAGUCAUGUUAUGGGAAUUUUAAAAAUUAUUCCAAUAUGGUUUAAUAAUGGACAUAUGAAUAAAAUGACUUUAAAUGAAUAUUUUGAAACAUUCGUAGAAUUUAUUAGUGGUUUAUUCGUGACUCGAGAAGUUAAUGUGCUGUGUUUUUUCAUCAUGGAUUUACUUUUGAUGAAUAUUGAUAUAAUGUCUUCCAUAAAAGAUGAUAUUCUAACAAAAUUAAGAGAAGAAAUAUGUGAAAAAAUAAGACAAUAUUUAAUUAAAGAGCCAACAAUUUGUAAUCGUGCUGAAGCUAAAAAAUAUAUUUCAUAUUUUCACUUUUGCCCGGAAUUUAUUCCAAUUUUCAUGUCCUAUAUUUACUUUGAAAUUGAAGAAUGUGCCCAUAUAAGUAGUCCAAUUUAUAUAGAUGAUCAAAAGCACUGGAUUAUCGGACAAAAAUUGGAUGUUAUUUUGUAUGGUAAUUUUGCCGAUCAAUUUUUAGAAGAAUUACGAAACGAGAUUAUUAAUGAUAAUGGUACAAAUAGAGAUGUUAUUUUGGAAUCUAUGUUGUAUCUAAUAUCUCAUAAGGAAUGUAAACAAGAUUUUGUUCAAAUAUUUAGUACAUUACCAUUUAUUGAGAAUUUUAAAGAAUUGAAUGUAAAUCAAAGAAUUAUAAAAAUCUUAAAAUAUGUUAAUGAGGAUACAGCUAUACAAAUUAUUACGACAUUAUGUUCAUUUGAUAAAACAGAAAAUAUAUUACAUGUAAUAUAUGAAUUUAUCGUAAACAAAGAUAUUGUAUUUGCUGUUACAGGUAUAAAAUCCAGUACUGCAUUAAUAAAACAUAAUGAAAGAAAAUUGGAGGAUAUAUGUAAAUUUAUUUUAAAGCCUGCUUUAUUAUCAGGCGAUCUAGCGAUCCAAACCGCUUUAGCAAAAAUAUUAGGUUCCAUGGCUUGUACUUUAGCAAAUGGCUUCGACUUAUUUAGGGAAAUAAAAUAUUUGAUGAUUAACCCACCUGGAUGUAAAUAUUGUGUUGAAAAUUUACAAGAUAUAGAUAAAGAUAAAUUUUAUAAAUCGUAUUUUAUAGAGGAACACGAAGAACAGUUAUUGAUUCCAUAUUACCAGUUAUUUGAAUCAAUGUUUUCUGAUGUACGUUUCUGUAUGGCACAUAAUUCUAUACAUUUUGCAAAUCAUAUGAGAUCAUUUAGCAGCAAUAACAUAGUAAAACUUUGGUUGCCUUGUAUAAAUGAUAGUGAAGUUCACGUAAGACAAAACCUUGCCAUAAUAAUAGGCCAAAUAUUAAAUAUUCGAAUCCAAAAGGCAAAGAAAGCUGGAGCCAAAUUAGUAGAUGAGAUACCACCAGAUUUAAAAGAAUUUGUAAAUUUAGUGAUAGAUGCCAUGAUGGAAACAUUAAUUGAAGCUUUAGAAACUUCCGAUAGUGAUUUACCACUUAAUAUAUUACUUCAAACUGCAAGAAAUUUUGGAUGCGUUCCAUUAUACGCAACAGAAUGCAAAGUUGCAUAUAUAUUUCUUCUUACUAUACUUCAUCAUAAUUCAUCACCUGCAGUCGUGACCACUGCUAUCAAUGCUUAUGAAGAAUUGGCUUCUUUCCUUAAUAUAAAACCAAAGAUGCUAUACAUUAGAUACAAAAGAGAGUUUCUUACGUUAAUGGUGCAACAAGCAUUCCUUAAUUAUUAUGAUUUUUCUUAUAAUAUCUCAACUUCGUUACAUCGUGCUGCUAAAUGCAUUGGGUAUACUGGAUCACAUGAAUUAAUAAGCAAAGAAGGUCAUCAUGUGAUUUGUUAUUUACUGCCUUACAUACUUGACACAACAGUAAGAGAUGGUUUUUUACCAGACAUUGCCGAACUAUUAGAAACAAACGAAAAACAAAUGUUAAUCGAAUAUUUUCCGCAUAUCUGCUCUUAUGUAUUUUUAAACAUACCCUUAAAUAUUGGAUUAGUAUGUUUAAAAAAUGUAUCACUAUUGACUGAUACCAGCAUUCAAGAAUUAACAACAAAUUCUUUUGUGAUUAUAUUUGAAAACUUGAUGUUAAAUUUUCAUAAUACGCCUGAAAAAAUUAUUGGUUUUCUAAAAAUAUUGUCACAGUUUGACACUAUUGCAACACCAGAUUUGAAUUCAAAAGAGAAUAUUAACUCCUAUCUGAAUCUUAGACUACAUGGUAUAUUAGUGAAAUAUGACGUCAAUCUUAGUUCUAAAUCAGAUGAAUGGACUCAAAAAACUUCAUUGGCUUCAUUAACAACAUUAAUGCGAUUUAUGGGCGCAAAACAUAUUACCAUAUAUAGAUUUAAAAUUUUAGCAACACUACGAGUUUUGUUAGAGUUUAAAAGACCUGGCUUUGGACCCUUAAUAUGUGAUGCAUGGGAUGCCUUUAUUCACAAUAUACCAAUGGAAGAUCUUGGCCCAUUAAUACCAACUAUAUGCAUUUUUAUGAUACCAUUAUUAGAAAAUUAUUAUGAAAAAGUAAGCAAGAUGUUAGAAUUCUUACUUCGUAAAAAUGAUAUCACUUCAAAUUAUAUAUCGGAGUUAUUUUUUAUUGAUGACUUGAAAACUCCGAAUCAUAUAUCAGAUAUUAUUAAGAAACAAAUUUUACAAACACAAUCGAAAGGAUUUACUGCAAAUCUUCAAUUAUGGCUUAAACGAAUAACUCAUGAAACAGAUGAAAUUCGUAUGUUAGCGUUACAACAUUUAAAAAAAUUUUUAACAGAACACAGAAUAGAACUAAACGAAAUGAUACUAAGUGAUACAGAUGUACAUCCUUCUAUUGUUGAGCUUUUAGAUACUUUACUCGCAGGAUGUCAAGAAAAGGAUGAAAAUAUUCGUUUAUUAUAUGGAGAAUGUCUUGGAGAAUUAGGCGCUAUCGAACCAAGUCUUCUUCCUAGAAAAAUUAUUUCUAGAGAGGACAGUAAAUUCAUAUUUGACAUGAAUGAAGAAUUUGCUUGUGCAAUGCUUUCUGAAAAUGUUCGUGCUUUUCAAAUGCAAAAAAGUACUCAGAAUAUGGAUUGUUUUGCACUUGCUAUACAAGAAAUAUUAAAAGCUUAUGAUAUAAGACCAGAAGGUAAACAAAGUAAAAUGUGGAAAAAUCUUCCUUCAACAAUGCAACAAAUAAUCUUUCCUUUUCUAACGUCACAUUAUAGUAUAACAGUCAAAUCCGAUAUUAGUGCAUUUCCUCGACCUAUUUACGGUUCUGAAGCUGGAUCCUGCGUGGAAGAGUGGGCAUAUAAUUGGUUGUGCAGUAUAUCAAGUCAUUUAAAUAAUAAUACUUUAUAUAAUAUGAUGCUUGCUUGUAGACCAGCAUUUAAGCGAGAUAUAAAAACAAUAAUAUUUGCUCUUCCUUACCUUGUUGCCUAUGUAGUUGCAAAUGCAACAGAAGAACACAUACAUGAUGAAUUGAGAGGAGAAAUGCUAGCAGUAAUUAAUGUUAGAGAACAGCCUACUCUUAAUCAGGAACUGUUUUUGCAUCGACCUCUUCGAUCUGAAUAUAAUAUAAGAAUGAAUGAGAAACAAAUAUCUGAUGAAGCUAGACGUAUGCGUUGCUCUCAGAUUGUAUUUUCGGUAUUGGAUCAUUUACAAAGAUGGCUUAGAGAACGAAGAUUACAUCGAGAUAAUAAGUUUAAAUUAAUACAAACAUUCUGCUCGAAAUUGGAUAAUUUGGUAAUAGCAGAAGGUUGCUAUCGAUCACAGGAAUUUCAUCGUGCUUUGAUGUACUUGGAACUACAUAUGGCUUCUAGUGGUAAAGAAUUAUCAGAAGUAGCUGAAGGAGACUUACUUUCAAAAAUAUAUGCCAAGCUUGAUGAACCGGAUGGAGUUUCUGGUAUUUUAGUAAGCCAAAAUAAAACACCUGCAUUAAAACAAUUGUUAUUGGCACAUGAAGUCAGCGGAGACUUACAGGAUGCAGCUAUAUGCUAUGAAAGACUCGCGCAAAAAGAAGUUUUCAAAUUUAAAUAUUUGCAAGGUAUGAUCGAGUGUUACUUGGGUCUUAAUCAACAUUUUACAGCUACACAUAUUGCAGGUGCUUUACUAAGCUACAGGCCUGAACUGGAACCACUGAUAAUUGAUAAUGAACCUUUCUGGAGACUUGCUCACGGUACUUACGAACACGAACUACAAAAACAUAAAAAUAAAGAUAUGAAGAGUAUGUUGUUAAAAGAUCUUGAGCGAGGCAUUAAGUUAGAUUUUUCUACGACAAAAAAGAAGUUAGUAUCGCUUUUAGAAGUUGCUUCACGUCCAGGAGGAUAUCAGCAAGCGUAUUCAUAUAUUAUGAAGUUGCAUGUACUGAAUGAAUUCGAUAAAGCAACUUCUUUGAUGAUUACUGAUGUUAAACAAGUUCCAUUGAUAUUUGAAGAAUGGGAUAAACGUGGCCAACUUUUAACUACAUCGCGUGGAAUAGAAUUUGUUCUUGGUAUGCGUAGAGCCAUAUUAGAUAUAGCUCUAGAAUUAUAUGAAAGAAAGGAAUUUGAAGAAGACAAUCUGCAACUUAAACAAGAAAUUGGCAAAUUUUGGUUGAAAAGUGCAAAGAUUGCUAGAAAAACUGGUUUUCAUCAGCAAUCAUACAUGCAUCUUUUAUCUGCUGCUGAUUUCUGCCCUCCUCAAGAAAUAGCUAUAGAACAGGCUCAAUUAUAUUGGAUUAAAGGAAAUCGGGAACACGCUUUUACAACUUUGAAACAUUGUUUCACACAUUACUUCAAACCAGUUGCUGUUUAUAAACAAAUGCCAUUAGGAGAAUGCGUUGAAGAAAGAAAACAAUGCGCUAAGGCAAAACUUCUCUUCGCUCGAUAUAAUGAUCAAACGCUUAAUGUGGAUACAGAUAUUAGCAUUGCUAAUUAUAAGGAAGCUAUUGAAGUAUGGAGAGCAUGGGAGAAAAGUUUACUUGCUUGUGCUCAAUAUUACGACUCCGUUGUUAAUAGGAUGUCUGAUGAUGAAAGAGACAUAAAAGGACGAGAUUUACAAGUUCAUAUGAUGAAUUAUUAUGGCAAAUCACUUAUGUAUGGCUGCAAAUACAUUCAUCAGUCAAUGCCUAGAAUGUUAACUAUUUGGUUAGAUUUUGCUUCACGUUUAUCUGCAAAUCGUAGUAACCAUCAUGGAGAACUUGAAUAUAUUUCAUUACGUCAAGAUAGUUUAGUAAAAAUGACUAAAAUUAUGGAUGUGUAUUCAGAAAGAUUACCAUUAUUUAUGUGGCUUACAGCAUUUAGUCAACUUGUUUCUAGAAUUUGUCAUCCUUCUAAAGAAGUACAACAAACACUUUGUGCACUUUUGGUUAACUUAAUCGUCGCGUAUCCACAACAUAGCUUGUGGAUGAUGGCUUCAGUUAUUAAUUCUUCAGUUCCUAUACGACACAGAAGAUGUCAAGAAAUUUUAAAUCAUUCCAAAUUAAAAACGACAGAAAUGAUUAAACUUAUCAAGGACUUUAAUAAUCUUUGGGAAAGAUUAAUCGAGUUAUCUAAUAAACAUAUAAAUGAUCGAGUACAAAACGUAACCGUUAGUCAAUUAUCACGAAAUUUACCACGAUUGUUCUUAAAUCCGAAUUUUAGUAAAAUUAUGAUCCCAGCAACGAAAUUUCGACAACUUAAUCUACCUUCCAAAAAUGCUUCUUUAGAUAAUUACAACCCAUUUUCUUCAAAUUUCGUACAUAUAGUGGGAAUAGAAGAUGAUGUAGUCGUUAUGAAAUCUCUUCAAAAACCACGACGUAUCGGAUUGAAAGGGUCGGAUGGUAACAAAUACCUUUUUAUGUGCAAACCGAAAGACGAUUUAAGAAUAGAUUUUAGAUUGAUGGAAUUUAAUGAUAUUGUUAAUAAGUAUCUUCAAAAAAAUCCGGAGUCACGACAAAGAAGACUUUAUAUAAGAACUUAUAGUGUUGUACCGCUUAAUGAAGAAUGUGGUCUUAUUGAAUGGGUACCUAAUUUAGUUGGACUUCGACCUAUCCUUAUGAGUACUUACGAAGAGAUGGGUAUAGCUAUGAUGAUGAAAGAAUUAAAGCAAAUAUUAUGUUCUUUAAAUGAUCCAUUGGCAAAGAAGAAAGAAGUAUUUCUCAACAAAUUACUUCCACGUCAUCCUCCUGUUCUCAGUGAAUGGUUUCGUCUUACAUUUCCUGAUCCUUAUGGAUGGUAUGAAGCUCGUACUGCAUAUAUUAGAACCACUGCUGUUAUGUCGAUGGUAGGAUAUAUACUUGGACUUGGAGAUCGUCAUGGAGAAAACAUAUUAUUUGAUUCUAAAUGCGGUGACUGUGUUCACGUUGAUUUUAAUUGUUUAUUUAAUCGGGGUGAAUUUUUAGAUUGGGCAGAAAGAGUACCUUUUCGUUUAACACAUAAUAUGAUCGAUGCUAUGGGUCCGUUAGGAGUAGAAGGUCCAUUUAGAAUUGCCUGCCAGACAACUAUGAGUGUUUUAAGAGAACAAUCGAGUACAUUAUUAAGUGUUCUUACUCCGUUUGUAUAUGAUCCAUUAGUUAGCUGGAACAAGAAUCAAACUGGAGCAACUGGAGAAAAACCUAACGAAAAGGCGGUAGAAAGUAUAAAAAAUAUUAAUCGGCGUUUAAAAGGUUUAGUUCGUUCUCAAGGAAAAAAAUUAGAAAAUAUUGCUUUAAAUCUUAGUGUUUCAGGACAAGUUAAUCAAUUAAUUUUAGAUGCUACGAACAUAGAUAAUCUAUGCCAAAUGUAUUUUGGUUGGGGAGCUUUCAUGUAA